Molecule: messenger RNA, 4143 nt
Organism: Penicillium chermesinum
Lineage: Eukaryota; Fungi; Ascomycota; Eurotiomycetes; Eurotiales; Aspergillaceae
Gene: bud4
Exons: 5
Coding region: 1-4143 (1380 amino acids)
Molecular function (GO): GTP binding
Source: RefSeq, a predicted model, not a curated record
AUGGCUGGUGGACUGGGCCAACGGCCACUCUCCGAAGUGAGCCCGAUGGCACAGCGGCGCAACUCUCCUAUCUUGAACCAAAACACGAAGGUUCCGAAUGGCGAGUCGGCGGCGUACGAUGCAUCACCUUUGAACAACACUGCCUCCCCGCGACUCUUCUGGAAGGGUCGCGAUUCCCCAACACCUUUUUCCAAAGGCGCCGAGAAUCGUAUGCCUUACGACCCAGAGGGUUCCUAUUUCCCCGCCAAGCGUCCAUCGCUUGAGGAUUUAAAACGCGUGUCACGAGUCAAGAAUCAUAAUAUGUUCCGCGAAGGUGGACAAGAAUACGACCCAGCACAGGUUUCGCUUCCCGUGAGACCGCUCGGAGCGGAUCGGUCGCCAAACCGCGAGAGCCAAAAAAACCUCGCGAAAUCUCAAUUCGUCAAAGAAGACGAGGACGUAGAAGGCCAGAUCCCCCGACCGCCAUCACCAAGCAAGGAUCAACCCUCCCCUGGCAAAUCAUCUCUCUCAAAGGGUAGCCGAUAUGGCAAAGGAUUCAAUCCCUCAGAAAUCUGGUCAGAAUAUGAUAGCGCAGGUCAUCGUCAUGCGAAGAGUGUGACAUUUGAUGCCGCCCCACCACAAGUCAAUGAAUACGAGAUGCGAACACCUGAUCCAUCUUCUAUUGCCUCUGGGUCCCGCGAGAAUAGCUAUGAUUCAGAAGAGGAUGACGUUUCUGCAUUCGAUUUUGAAUACUCGAUGGACCGAGACGAUAGCUUCGAUGCUUCUCUUGAGGAUAUCGAGAAGACUCCGGUCGUCAUGCCUGAAGAUUGGCGCUUCAUGAGUCCAGGGAGCGCUGAGGACGAGGACAGCUUCACAGAACACGAGGAGAACCAUACAGAUGAUGAACGUCCUGUUUCACGAGAAGGCGAUACAAGCAGCCACAGCCGGGUCGACUCCUUGGAUUCGAACGGAGACCGUCGUCCACUUCCACCUUUACCCUCUGUGAAUCGACUUUCUGGCGCGCGACCAUCGUCGGCUGGUAAGCUUGCUAGCGCCUUCGAGUUUGGCAAUGGUAGCCAGCGAGGAGUACCGGCUCCUCUUGCUCCUGCCUCGUGUGCGAAAUCGGACAUCAAUGGGGCCAUGUCCCUAGAGGAACGACUUCGCCUUAUGAUGUUGAAAGACAAGCAUGAUGAAGAUGAGGAAAACAAAGAGGAACACAGCAAGCCAUCUGAUAAUGCAGAAGAUAAGAAAUGCGCAACCAAUGACGAUGGCAGUGCAGGGGAGUCAGCCACCAAUGAUGCCAUUUUUUCACCACCCCGCAUCUCCCGAGACUCCAUCUUGAAAGAUAUUCGGAAAGAUGAUGAGUAUGAAGAUGACGGAAUCUUCGACGAUGACUCCCACAUUGCAUCCAGCCCUAAUUCGUACAAUAACUAUGACCCCGACGUUCCGAUCCCCUCGCUUGAAACCGACUAUGAUCAUGAAGGAGAAGACGAAGAUGAAGAAGAUGAUGAUUCCUCAAGCGUGAUAAUUAAGGAGGAAGCACGCGAUGAUGAUGACUUGUACACGAUUCCAGACUUCUAUCAAAGCAUGUCUGACAACAGUCUGUCUUCUCAUGACCAGCGGGCCAAGUAUGACGAAGAUAGCAACUAUUCACUGCGAUCCGCGGCGGAGGCCGCCCCAGCCCAGACUGACGGCCAGGAGUCCUCUGGUCAAACUACGCCCGUGCCUGGAGAUGGCCACGAUGAAGGGCACGAUAAUGACCCUGAAGAAGCCCUAGAGGAUAAGGCCGCCGAAGAUCAGCCCUUGAACAUGGCCUCAAUCCGUCACCAUCAACCCCCCAACUCCGUCAUUCGCCACCCACUGGAGGGCGAGGAGGGAUCCGGCGAGGAGCAGGAGGAAGCAGAGAGCUCGUCAGAUGAGUCUGUGCCUGAACCCAUCGCUACUAUCCGUGCCCCUGGCAUGGGUCUCAAGACUCGACCCUCGCUCACUCCGGCUGAUAUGGAAUCUAUGGCGGCCACUCGUCGCAAGAUCAGCGGUCAACAGCCUCCGCCAAUGCCGCAACUCACUAAGACAUUAUCAAAUGAAUCUGGAAAGUCCGAUCAGGCGUCCAAAAAGUCGGGCAAGUCCAAUGGUUCUGGAUCAGCACCCAAAUUGGAACUCCCCGACCACUCGGCUCAACGCCAAAGUAGUUUGAUGAAACUGGACAUUCCAUUCAGCAUCCAAGAGGAAAGCCUAGGAUUUGGACUCGAUAAAGAGUUUGACCGUGUCAUCGAAUCUCAAAAGGUUGCGUUUAACCUCGCCCUUCCCCUAUCUGCUUCUACCCCCGGCAUUCCCUUUCAGGACCAGGACCAGGAACCUCUGGCGACCCAGGACCCAGGAGCCACCAAUCCACUUGACCUUGCAAAAAUAGCUAACCACCGUUCAUUACGACAGAGAGGGUACCUUAUGCGCCAAAACACCAAGGUUGUCAUUGCUAGCAACCGCAAUGAUGAUGAUUCUGUUCUUGCGGCGGAAUCAGAGGCACAUGACCCCCGAGGGACGCGCUCUGCUGGUUCUUCUCCAAGGAAAGCCAGUCAGCAGACGUGGACUACUGUUCCCUGGAAUAGCCAGCCCCGUCGUCCGAGUGUGAAAUUGGCUGGAGCCGUUCCCAAGAAGAAGCCCGUUCCUGGAUCUGGAUCCGUCCCGCCCCUCCCUGGCCAGUCCAGUAAUGUACAGGACGCAUCUUCUCUCGAGGAGAGCGAGUCAAUUCCUCAAGAAACGUACGAGGAGGGCGAGGAGAGAGGUCGCCUAUUCGUCAAGGUUGUCGGAAUCAAGUACCUGGAUCUGCCUCUCCCGAAAGGCGAGCGAUCAUACUUUGCGCUCACUUUGGACAAUGGCCUGCACUGUGUUACGACCUCUUGGCUCGAGCUAGGAAAGUCUGCUCCGAUCGGACAGGAAUUCGAGCUGAUUGUUCAGAAUGAUCUUGAAUUCCAAUUGACCCUACAGAUGAAGGUCGAUGAGAACAAGCUUUACCCUCAGGAGAACCCAAGCUCUCCAUCUCGCCAGAAGGGUUCGGCGUUGAGCCGCGUUUUUGCAUCGCCGCGCCGCCGCAAGGAACUUGAUCUCAAGCAGCAGUUGCAGUCUCAACAAGCCAAGACCAAGGAUGUCAAUGCACCCGUCUGGGACCGCCUUCGCAAUCUUGUUGCCCGCGACGGUAGCUUCGGCCGUAGCUACAUUGCCCUCAGCGACCACGAGCAGUACGCCUUUGGCCGUCCUUACACCGUUGAUGUUCCAUGUUUCAAUGAAUGGGCGGUUGACGAGCAGCCUAGCAGCGUGAAGAGCAAGAAAAGUGCUACUAGUGUCACCGCCUCGCGCCGUGCGCCAUACCGAAUUGGCAAGUUGGAGCUGCAGUUACUCUUUGUCCCCAAGCCGAAGGGUGCCAAGGAUGAAGACAUGCCCAAGAGCAUGAACGCCUGCAUCCGCGAGAUGCGUGAUGCAGAGAGUAUUGCCUCUCGUUCCUGGGAGGGAUUCUUGUCUCAACAAGGUGGUGACUGCCCAUUCUGGCGCCGUCGUUUCUUCAAAUUGCAAGGAUCCAAGUUGACUGCUUAUCAUGAGACAACGAGACAGCCCCGUGCCACUAUCAACCUCGCAAAGGCAGCCAAGCUUAUUGAUGACAGGCCAUCCCUCACCCAAAAAGAAACAAGCACCCGUGGUGGUGGUCGCCGAAAGUCUGCCUUCGCCGAGGAAGAAGAAGGCUACAUGUUUGUGGAAGAAGGCUUCCGUAUUCGCUUUGGCAACGGUGAAGUGAUUGAUUUCUACGCGGACAGCGCUGCUGACAAAGACGGCUGGCUGCGAGUGAUGUCGGAGGCUGUGGGCAAAGGAGCUUCCGCCGGAAAUGGAUCUGUGAAGCCCUGGGCAGACUUUGUUCUUAAGCGUGAGCGCAGUCUCGCUUCGCGACGCCAAGCCGCCGAGAGCCUCCCUCCACGGGGUAGCAGUAUUCCCGUAGCCUCUGGUUCACCAACAGGGAAGAGGCGAAGCGCCGUCAUGGCAGGGCCUUCAACAUCUGCAGGAUUGGGAGCGCAGGCGUCUCCCACCUUCCAGCCUCGCCACAAACACACAAACUCUCAACCGGAAAUGACUAGCGCCGACGCUCGCCACCAGAAGACACGAUCUCUGAUGUUUUAA